Messenger RNA from Gastrolobium bilobum, 1972 nucleotides. RefSeq names its product cyclin-dependent kinase E-1-like. Gene Ontology annotation, biological process: protein phosphorylation. Gene Ontology annotation, cellular component: mediator complex; nucleus. The transcript is spliced from 16 exons. Gene Ontology annotation, molecular function: cyclin-dependent protein serine/threonine kinase activity; ATP binding; RNA polymerase II CTD heptapeptide repeat kinase activity. The record is from RefSeq and is a predicted model, not a curated record. The coding region runs from base 60 to 1472 and encodes 470 amino acids. Lineage: Eukaryota; Viridiplantae; Streptophyta; Magnoliopsida; Fabales; Fabaceae.
AGCUGGUUUUUCCCGUUUCGACUGAGAUCGUGAACGAAACGCAGAGAGGAGAAGCAGCCAUGGGAGACGGCACUGCUACCACCGCCGGCAACCGCUCCAACAACAACAGCAACAAGCCAGAGUGGCUGCAACAGUAUGAUCUUAUAGGGAAGAUUGGGGAAGGCACCUACGGUCUCGUCUUCCUUGCUCGGAUCAAGUCUUCCACCAAUCGCGGAAAAUCCAUCGCCAUCAAGAAAUUCAAGCAAUCUAAGGACGGCGAUGGUGUCUCUCCCACCGCCAUCCGUGAAAUCAUGUUACUGAGGGAGAUAACACACGAGAAUGUUGUGAAGCUUGUGAAUGUUCACAUCAAUCAUGUGGACAUGUCUCUGUAUCUAGCUUUCGAUUAUGCCGAACAUGACCUUUAUGAAAUAAUUAGACAUCAUAGGGACAAAGUCAACCAUUCCAUUAAUCAGUACACUGUUAAAUCGAUACUCUGGCAGUUGCUCAACGGACUAAACUAUCUGCAUGGUAAUUGGAUAAUACAUCGAGAUUUAAAGCCAUCAAAUAUAUUGGUUAUGGGUGAAGGGGAGGAACAUGGGAUUGUUAAAAUUGCUGACUUUGGACUUGCAAGGAUAUAUCAAGCCCCUCUGAAGCCAUUAUCUGAGAAUGGGGUUGUUGUAACCAUUUGGUAUCGUGCACCUGAGUUGCUUCUUGGAGCAAAACAUUAUACCAGUGCUGUUGAUAUGUGGGCUGUGGGAUGCAUUUUUGCUGAGUUGUUAACCUUGAAGCCAUUAUUUCAAGGUGCAGAAGUCAAAGCUACACCAAAUCCCUUUCAGCUCGAUCAACUUGACAAGAUAUUCAAGGUUUUAGGCCAUCCCACAUUAGAAAAGUGGCCUUCCUUAGCAAAUAUUCCCCAUUGGCAACAAGAUAUGCAACAUAUACAAGGACACAAAUAUGACAACACUAGCCUUUAUAAUGUUGUGCACCUACCUCCAAAAAGUGCUGCAUAUGACCUGUUGUCAAAGAUGCUUGAAUAUGAUCCUCGGAAGCGUAUAACAGCAGCACAAGCUUUGGACCAUGAGUAUUUCAAAAUUGAACCACUACCUGGGCGGAAUGCACUUGUACCCUGCCAACCUGGAGAGUCAUUUGUGAAUUAUCCCACACGUCCAGUGGACACAACGACAGAUUUUGACGGGACCACCAACAUGCAACCUUCACAGCUGGCAUCUGGAGCUGUAGUUUCUGGCAACAUCCCUGGUGGUCAUGUGUCAAAUAGAUCUGUCCCACGGCCAGUGAAUGUUGUUGGCAUGCAAAGAAUGCCUCAUCAAGCAAUGCAAGCUUAUAAUCUCACGUCUCAGGCAGGGAUGGGUGGUGGAACGAACCCUGGUGGCAUUCCAAUGCAACGAGGUGUUCCACAGCAGCAACAGUUAAGAAGAAAAGACCAAAUGGGGAUGCCAGGAUACCCUCCACAGCAGAAGUCAAGACGUAUAUAAGGUGAAUCCUGUUGUUCCACAGCGUAUUGGUAUAUAAGGUUGUGCUCUUAGAGAUCAAGUGAAGAUAGAUUUGGGGUCAACACUAUUGAACUUGAGCUCAUUCAGGAAAAUUCAUGACCCCGAAGCUCCGAUGGUUUGCCUUCAUGCUUGGGGACCUCACUCUUUCUAAUUGCAGUCAAAGAUUUGUUGCAUUGGGCACAGGAAUCUGGAUGCUAUAAUAUGAACUAUACUGCUGGAGCACCAAUGAAGCCCUUGGAAGGGAACAAACAUGGGAAAUGGUUGAGCUACUGGAGACACAUGUAUAUCUCGCUUAUACCUGUACAUUUUUCUUGUAUUCUUACAGAUGUUAGGCAAGAUCAAAUGUUAGAUAUCAUAUAGUUUUUCGCCAAAAUCGAACUUUUAGAGAUUAACUGAUUAUAUGUAACCAUGUAUUCAUUGUAGAGUAUUGCCUCAAUCGAAAGGAAUUGUUGUGUUUCGUGGAAUAAGAUUACUUUCGGGUA